Messenger RNA from Rhopilema esculentum, 1162 nucleotides. Its product is annotated as N-alpha-acetyltransferase 40. Gene Ontology annotation, cellular component: nucleus. NCBI's taxonomy places the organism in Eukaryota, Metazoa, Cnidaria, Scyphozoa, Rhizostomeae, Rhizostomatidae. Gene Ontology annotation, molecular function: protein N-terminal-serine acetyltransferase activity; histone H2A acetyltransferase activity; histone H4 acetyltransferase activity. The record is from RefSeq and is a predicted model, not a curated record.
UUGAAUCGAGACUAAAAAGGCGCGAAAGUUCUCAAGUAGUAAUGUGAUAGAACUCCGAACUCGUUAAUCAGAGCAGAUAUUCGUUGUUGAAGGAUUGUGAAUCUUUUAAUAAUGGGUAGAAAGAAAUCAGAGAAAGGCAAGGAAAAGAAACUCAAACACAAAGAGGAACAAAAGAAAGUUGCUGAAGGGCAAGCACUCAGUGAUGCUGCAAAUCAGAAAGCUGAUCAUCUUGAAGAACUUGUCCCUGCUUUCAGGACAUUCACUCGAAAUGGACUUUGCAUUAAGCUGGAAUGCAAGAAAGCAUCAGCCUCAAGUGAAGAAGAAAAGAAUGUUUGUUUUGAUUUAACAAAGAGGAACAUGCAUGAGUUAUAUGAGAAAAGCAGUUGGGGCUGGAAGGACAAAGAUAAAUAUGCUGAGAUAACUGAUGACAAAGCCUGGUAUAUUAUUGCCAAAGAUGCUGAAGGAAAAAUAGUUGGCAUUUCUCAUUUUAGAUUUGACCUGGAUUUUGAUGACCCUGUUCUUUAUUGCUAUGAAAUUCAAUUAGAGGAACAAGUCAGAGGAAAAGGACUUGGUAAAUUCAUGUUACAAAUACUGGAGCUCAUGGGAUUCAGGGCUAAGAUGAGCAAAGUCAUGGUCACUGUUUUUAAGGACAAUAAAGAGGCUGUUAACUUCUUCAAUAAUCUGAAAUAUGUGGUAGAUGAGACAUCACCCAGAUAUUAUGACCCAAUGCAUCCAGAUGACUACGACUAUGAAAUACUAUCAAAAUCACUGAUUCGAAAGACAGCUCAGCAAUAGAAGAAGGAUUUUCCAGAUUGAUUUCAGUUCUCUUAAAUUUUCUUUUACUUCUUAUUUAACAAGUCAUAAACUGCUUGUUAACAAUGUGGGUGCUCAAGAAACCAAGAAAUCAGAUCCUGAAAAUCGAGUUGCAGCUUCACUUGCUGAUAGCAGUGGUGGAACUUUGUCAUUUCAUUUAUUUCUUUUGAGUUUGUAUCAACAGAAAGAAGAAUUGAAAAUUGGUGGAAUAGUGUUUUAUGUACAGGCGUGCAUUUUUAUAUUGAUGUCUAAAAUAUUUUAUUUGUAAAAAUGUUGUCUACCUCAUAACCAUUGAAAUGCAAAGUUGUAUUUGCUGUAAAAAUCUGAAAAAGAGAUACAGAAGGAAUGA